Pieris macdunnoughi is the source of this 2892-nucleotide messenger RNA. The record is from the annotation of a GenBank genome assembly. Lineage: Eukaryota; Metazoa; Arthropoda; Insecta; Lepidoptera; Pieridae.
AUGUUGAAUAUGAAGUGCCUAAUAAAAAAUCCUUUGGUGCAUACAUUUCAAAUGCACAUUCUAAAGAUUCUAUUUGACAGCUUCACACUCGGUCGCUUCACAUCGUUUACGGAAGAUGGAUGCCCAGAUGGCUACAUGCAGAUACAAGAAGCCAGUAGACCCCAAGUGGGAGGCUCAUGGUGCGGGACAUCCUGGGGUCCAUCAAUUUACUACAGUGAAACAAAAUCAAUAACUCUUAUAAUUCGGCUUCUACACCUCUCCAAAGAACAAAACAACUACAACUUUGACUUCCGAAUGGCAUACAAAGUUUUAAGGAAGGAGUACGCGACAGUUCGGUAUGGAGGGAUGCCUCCCUCAGAGCGACCCUUUUUCAAAAUAAGACCCAUGCCAUAUCCCGUAAACAUAACGCGUGGAGAAGAUACGAACAUCGCGAGGCCAACUAAAGCCCGCGAGUAUUACCUCGGGGAUUUGAUUUCUGGGACUUAUUGCUCGAGAAUCUUCAGUGACUGCGAUCGUAAAAACUGUAGGUUACAAUCACCAAAUUUCCCUGGAGUUUAUCCGAGAAAUUUGACGUGCUACUACGCGGUACGACAGCACGAAGUACCUCAGGGGAAACAUGCCCUUAUUGUGGUUAAGCAACCAAAUGGGCAGCUGAUUUCGAUAAGAAGUCAGAAAGCGUUGUAUGCGACUAACCAACAAGAGCGGGGUAACAGUGGACGAGAGUUAAAAUUUUGGGAGCAAUGUGAUGAAGUUCAAGAUUAUGUGACCGUGUAUGAUGGCUACACGACGAGGGAUCCAGUAAUUUUAAGGUUUUGCGGAGGAGGAGUAUCAGUUCCGGAAGCAAUAUCGAGUGGUCCUGAGUUAUUAGUAGAAUUCACUACGUCACCUUUUGGAACCUUUUUGCAACCGGCAACUGCUCAAUCUUUGCAUGGAUUUCAAUUAGAAGUUGAGGUUAGAUUCGUCGAUCAACAAUCGCCGACCUACGCAAAAAAUAAGCGGGCUUGUGAGUUUUGGAUAAGAGGGACUGGCCGAGGUGUGUUGGAGCACCCUCAACACUCUUUACCGCCGAACACAACGUGUCUAUAUCAUAUGCAGGGAAUCGAUACUUCUGGUCCUUCGGGCAAGAAUAUAUUUUAUCGACGACAAUUUUCAGCUCCGAGAUUUCGUGUCUGGUUCUCAGUAUUAAAAUUUUAUGUGACGAACGCUCUCAAUCCGAAUUUGCCUGAAGAUGAGUACUGCGGAAGCCAUUUGAAUAUAUGGGAUGGACCCAUGAGAAUAUCGCCUGGCUGCAGCGAUAUUUUUUGUGACAAGGACCGCUCAGUACAAAUGUCUAGAGCCACCUCACCACAGUCGGUGAUAGUGGGUCGUCCUCCCACAAAUGCCACUUUAGUUGCGAGAUUCUGCCGUGAGAGGGCGCCAAGAACGUGUGAACAUGCGUUACUUAGAAGGUCGAGGGCCUGUGCUCGAACUGAAAGUUUUUUAUCAAAAGGCGAUUCUCUAACUUUAGAACUGAAAUUGACGCAAGGGACCGCUCUGAAACCAGUUUUCUUCAAAGCAUUAUACGAGUUCGUUGACCUGCACCAAGAUGGAGAGCAAUGGGGUCACGGUCCUUGUUCUAGGAGGUUUUCUUCUCGUUCUUUUCCCGAAGCACCACCGGACCCACCAGUAACAUUUUCAUCACCAAGAGAUGUUUUUCUCUAUGGGAGGGGAGGAAAUCGUAAUAUCAGCUGCACUUACCGAUUUGAAGCUAACCCUGGCGAGGUCGUACGGCUGAAGAUAUGGAGCGUCCGAAGUGGCGGAAGACUAUGCAGAUCUGUGCAUUCUGCUCACUCUCCGUGGUUCAGAUGUGGUGGCGAGGUCACGGCGGCUGUUAGAGUAUUCGACCGACCUUGGAAGGAUAGUGGGCCUGGGGUUCUACGGGAUUGUUUAUGCAGUGAUGUAUUUGACUACGAAUUUACAUCGACAUCAACUGUGGCUGAGUUGAAAUUUGACGUUGUGAAUAUGACAGCAAUGGAUGACUUCCGGUCUUUUGGAUUUGAGGCUUCAGUAGAGUUUGUGAGGGUCGAAUCCCAUUGUGAAGACACACACAGAGUCCAUGGACCGAGUGGAGAGUUACUUUUGUAUUCUUCUAUUAUGGGUAUGGAUCAUUGUGACCAGCGUCCUUGGUUGAUUGAUCCAUCACCUGGUCGCUACCUCUACUUGAGGAUUGAAGGCAGUAUCAUCAAAGAACCAGACUUGGAUAACUUCACUCUUCUCAAUAAUAUAACGGUCGCUCCAGAUCUGCGGCAUAUGUGCCGCACGCAGAACCGAAUAGCAGUGUAUACUGGAGGCCUAUCGCCGGUUUACAUUUGUCCACUGCCGCCCCAUAGACAGGAAGAGCAAAGCGUGGAAAUUUUCUCCGAUGGUUGGAUUAAAGAAGUGGACCCUCUAGCAAAGCAUGUGUUAGCCCCUCCGCCAUCACCGGACCAUUUUGACCUGGAUUGGCCCAGAUCCCUCUCCGUUGAGCUGAUGGGCGUUGAGAGUGGAUCCUACUUUGUGACAUGGCUGGAAUUGUCUAGGAGACAACCAACCGAACACGGUGGAGUGUUCGCGCUGUCGGGUGACUGUCGCUACCGCUGCCCAUCUAUAGAUGCGUGCAUAUCCCCUGCUCUAUGGUGCGACGGUAUUAGCCAAUGCCCUGACGGAGCUGAUGAGCGCCUUACACAAUGUUCCUCCUUUAUGAACGCUCCUUUCCAUUACCUAACAGGGCUGAUAGCGUUCAUCGCUUGUAUCGCCUUCAUUGUGGUCGCAGCAACUCGAAGUUGUCGGCGGCGCCGUUCAGCGCUCCAGCAGCGCCUCAAAAGUUUCUCCUCGGACACAGCAAUUUUCGAUGAGAAAGAAGUGAUUUGCUGA